This is a messenger RNA of Sorex fumeus (smoky shrew), 3701 nucleotides long. It is a transcript of the gene SMPD4, whose product is annotated as sphingomyelin phosphodiesterase 4. Gene Ontology annotation, molecular function: sphingomyelin phosphodiesterase D activity. The transcript has 20 exons. The coding region runs from base 171 to 2720 and encodes 849 amino acids. NCBI's taxonomy places the organism in Eukaryota, Metazoa, Chordata, Mammalia, Eulipotyphla, Soricidae. The record is from RefSeq and is a predicted model, not a curated record. Gene Ontology annotation, biological process: glycerophospholipid catabolic process; sphingomyelin catabolic process; ceramide biosynthetic process.
CGCGGCGCGCGCGAGGCGGCCCGGCAUUCGGGCUGCCUGUCAGAAUCUCGGACGAAGAAUUCUGCGUUCGCCCGCGAGCCCUCGGCUUCGCGCCGGGCCUCGGUGUCUCUGCUCGGGCCGGCCCGGGCGGGCGGGCGGGCCGAGGAGCCGAGGGUCGGGGCUGUGCCCCCAUGCCACCUUCCCGGCGCCUCGCAUACCCUGGCCCGUGGUUUCUUAAGACAGCCAUUUUUGACUCUCCAAGGGCCGACACCAUGGCGUUCCCUCAUUUGCAGCAGCCCAGCUUCCUGCUGGCUAGUCUGAAAGCAGACUCUAUAAAUAAGCCUUUUGCACAGCGGUGCCAAGACUUGGUUAAAGUCAUCGAGGAUUUUCCAGCAAAGGAGCUGCAUGCCAUCUUCCCAUGGCUGGUGGAGAGCAUUUUUGGAAGCUUGGAUGGCAUCCUCGUAGGCUGGAACCUUCGCUGCCUUCAGGGACGUGUGAGCCCCGUGGAGUUCAGCAUUGCAAUGGAGUUUCUAGACCCGGGUGGCCCAAUGAUGAAGCUGGUGUAUAAGCUUCAAGCUGAAGACUACAAAUUUGACUUCCCCGUCUCCUACUUGCCUGGUCCUGUGAAGGCAUCGAUCCAGGAGCGCGUGCUUCCCGACAGCCCCCUGUUCCACAACAAGGUCCAAUUCCCCACCACAGGGGGGCCGAGCCUGCACCUAUCCCUCAAUCCGUUUGAGUAUUACAUGUUCUUCUUCGCUUUGAGUCUCAUCACUCAAAAGCCUCUCCCUGGGACCCUCCACGUCCGGACUUCAGACUGUGCCUAUUUCAUCCUGGUGGACAGGUACCUGUCGUGGUUCCUGCCCACAGAGGGCAGCGUGCCCCCUCCACUCUCUUCCAGCCCGGGAGGGCCGACCCCGGCCCCAGCUCCCAGGACACCAGCCAUGCCCUUUGCUUCCUAUGGCCUGCACCACACCAGCCUCCUGAAGCGACACAUCUCUCACCAGACGUCUGUGAAUGCAGACCCUGCCUCCCAUGAGAUCUGGAGGUCAGAAACGCUGCUCCAGGUCUUUGUCGAAAUGUGGCUUCACCAUUAUUCCUUGGAGAUGUACCAAAAGCUGCAGUCCCCGCACGCCAAGCUGGAGAUUCUGCACUACCGACUCAGUGUCUCCAGCGCCCUCCACAGCCUCCAGGCCCUCCACGCCUACCAAGAACCCUUCUCCCCCACAGAGGAGCAUGUGCUCGUGGUGCGUCUGCUGCUGAAGCACCUGCACGCUUUCUCCAGCAGCCUGAAGCCCGAGCAGCUCUCGCCCUCUGCACACUCACACGCCACCAGCCCGCUGGAGGAGUUCAAAAGGGCUGCCAUCCCCAGGUUUGUCCAGCAGAAGCUCUACCUCUUCCUGCAGCAUUGCUUUGGCCACUGGCCCCUGGAUGCAUCCUUCAGAGCCGUGCUGGAGAUGUGGCUGAGUUAUCUCCAGCCAUGGCGGUACGCCCCUGAGAAGCUGGUUCAGAGCAGCGACAGCCAGCCCCGGAGCGUGUCCGAGAGAUGGGCACCCUUUGUGCAGGAGAACCUACUCAUGUACACUAAGCUCUUUGUGGGCUUCCUGGGCCGCGCGCUCCGCACUGACCUGGUCAGCCCCAAGAACGCGCUCAUGGUGUUCCGCGUGGCCAAAGUCUUUGCCCAGCCCAACCUGGCUGAGAUGAUCCAGAAAGGUGAGCAGCUGUUUCUGGAGCCCGAGCUUGUCAUCCCCCACCGCCAGCACCGGCUCUUCACAGCGCCCACAUUCACCGGGAGCUUCCUUUCAUCGUGGCCCCCAACUGUCACUGACACCUCCUUCAAGGUGAAGAACCACGUCUACAGCCUGGAAGGCCAGGACUGCAAGUACACCCCAAUGUUCGGGCCUGAGGUCCGGACUCUGGUCUUACGCCUGGCUCAGCUCAUCACACGGGCCAAGCAGACAGCCAAGUCCAUGUCUGACCAGUGCGGAGAGUGCCACAGCAGCCACCCCUUCCUGGCCUGGCUGGGCUUGUUCUCCACCGAUACCAAUGGCUCCUGCCCCGCCAACGACCUGGACGAGAUGGGGCAGGACAGCAUCCGCAAGACGGACGAGUACCUGGAGAAGGCCCUGGAGUACCUGUGCCAGAUGUUCCGACUCAGCGAGGCCCAGCUGGCACAGCUCACCCUGGCCCUGGGGACAGCUCAGGAUGAGAAUGGGAAGAAGCAGCUCCCAGACUGCAUUGUGGGUGAAGACGGCCUCAUCCUUACGCCGCUGGGCCGCUACCAGAUCAUCAACGGACUGCGCCGGUUUGACAUCGAAUACCAGGGGGACUCGGAGCUGCAGCCCAUCCGCAGCUAUGAGAUUGCCGGGCUGGUCCGCGUGCUCUUCCGCCUGUCCUCGGCCAUCAACCACAGGUUUGCAGGCCAGAUGGCAGCCCUGUGCUCGCGAGCAGACUUUCUCGGCAGCUUCUGCCGCUACCACCUGAUGGAGCCUGGGCUGGCCGACAAGCACCUGCUCAGCCCCGUGGGGAGGGCUGGGGUGACCAGCCGCGUCCGGGGCCCCAGGCUGAGUCUGCGCUUCCUGGGGAGCUACCGCACGCUCCUGUCCCUGCUGCUGACCUUCUUCGUGGCCUCUCUGUUCUGCGUCGGACCCCUGCCCUGCACCGUCAUCCUGCUGCUGGGCUACCUCCUCUACGCCAUGGCCAUGACCCUGCUGACCGAGCGAGGCAAGCUGCACCAUCUGUAAACACAGGCGGGAUGCCACGAGGCCCACCUGGGCAUGGGAGGCGCCCUGGCCUGAGCUGGCCCACCUGGCUCUUGUAGGCGGGUACUCCUUGAUGCCCAGGCGCCGCCCAGGAGGUGGCAAAGCGAGGACGACGUGCGGUCCCAAGGAACGGCGGCGAAGAAUGCAGGCACCCCACUAAUUGGGGCCAUGACCCUGACCCUACGCUGGGGGACCCGGGCUGAGGGGGCUUUCGAGGCCUUUCCAGCACUGCUUUCGGAUUUCUCCAUGGGAGCCCCAGAUGUGGGCGGGCCACGCCUUCCCCCUCUGCUCCCUUCUCAGCCUUGCCGUGGAUGUCUCUCCUCUCCCUGGCUGGGCCCCCUUCCAGGGAAGGAUCAGAGACCCUGGGAGAAUCCUGAGUCUUUAAUCGGGUUCUCUGAUUCCUACCUGUAAACAAAGUUUUGCUAACACCUUUGACGAAGCAAGCAAGGGUUGUGCUUUUGCAGUAAUUGCAGCCCCGGGUUGGAUGCCUGCCUUUGAGAACAGAUCUCCCGGAGCACAGAGGCUAAUUAGGAACGUCUGUCCUUGCACGUGGGUAGAUCCUGCUUGCUCAAGGCGCUUCUCUCCAGUGCAGGGACUCUGCUGGCUCCCUCGGGUCACUUGUCACCCAGCACCUGUUCUAAACCAAAGAUGGCCAAAAGCAUUUCUUGUUAUCUUCAAUAAAAUCAAGUGCUCGGAAGCAGUCACCUUUUCAUAGUCUGCAGAUACUCGGACAGCAGAGCCCUCAAUCCCACAGGGUCUUUAAACCUUCAUCUAACAAGUGAUGGACCACAAAGAAUACUCUUUGUGAUUUAAAAAAAAAAAACAAAAAAAUACCUUUAGUGUGGUUUCCAUGGAAUAUUUUAAAAGAAGGUUUAAAUGUUGGAUUUUGUAUUUUGGUGUAUAUUUGGAACCUGUGACCAAAAAGUAAGUCAAACUCGUAACCAGCUGUGAAUGUGAAUAAAC